Molecule: messenger RNA, 835 nt
Organism: Suncus etruscus (white-toothed pygmy shrew)
Lineage: Eukaryota; Metazoa; Chordata; Mammalia; Eulipotyphla; Soricidae
Gene: CLCF1
Product: cardiotrophin like cytokine factor 1
Exons: 3
Coding region: 1-834 (277 amino acids)
Source: RefSeq, a predicted model, not a curated record
AUGUACAGGCAGACAGACGCACACGUGAGCACGCACACACAGGCCAAGUCCUUGUCCUCAGACACAUGCCUCUGCGCACACACGUUCUGGGCCAGGCCCACCCCCUCCUCCAUCCCCUCUGCUGUGCAUCUGGCGUCCCACCCUCCCUCCCGCUCCCUCCCAGCCCAAGGGGACUCGUGGGGGGUGCUCGCCUGCCUGUGCACUGUGCUCUGGCACCUCCCUGCAGUGCCAGCCCUCAACCGCACUGGGGACCCUGGGCCCGGGCCCUCCAUCCAGAAAACCUAUGACCUCACCCGCUACCUGGAGCAUCAACUCCGCAGCUUGGCCGGGACCUACCUGAACUACCUGGGCCCCCCUUUCAACGAACCAGACUUCAACCCACCUCGGCUGGGCGCUGAGACUCUGCCCAGGGCCACUGUCAACUUGGACGUGUGGCGGAGUCUCAACGACAAGCUGCGCCUGACCCAGAACUACGAGGCCUACAGCCACCUCCUGUGCUACCUGCGUGGCCUGGCCCACCAAGCGGCCACAGCCGAGCUGCGCCGUGGCCUGGCUCACUUCUGCACCAGCCUGCAGGGCCUGCUGGGCAGCAUCGCAGGCGUGAUGGCCACCCUGGGCUACCCGCUGCCCCAGCCGAGGCCGGGGAGCGAGCUGGCCUGGGCGCCGGGCCCCGCGCACAGUGAUUUCCUGCAGAAGAUGGACGACUUCUGGCUGCUGAAGGAGCUGCAGACCUGGCUGUGGCGCUCAGCCAAGGACUUCAACCGGCUCAAGAAGAAGGUGCCGCCGCCACCCUCUGCCGCUGUGACCCUGCCCCUGGAGGCCCGCGGCUUCUGAG